GAGUUAUCAGAGGUGAGCCCGUGCUCUUCAGCGGAGAAGAUCCCCUACCUGGCCGCCGGCCACUUUCUGUGGGCCGUGGGGUCCUCAAGGAGACGGCCCUUGGGCUCAGGGGCUGCGUUUCCACACGCGCCUUUCCCAGGGCUCCCGCGCCCGUUCCUGCCUGGCCGCCGGCCGCUCCAACAGCAGCACAAGGCGGGACUCAGAACCGGCGUUCAGGGCCGCCAGCGGCCGCGAGGCCCUGAGAUGAGGCUCCAAAGACCCCGACAGGCCCCGGCGGGUGGGAGGCGCGCGCCCCGGGGCGGGCGGGGCUCCCCCUACCGGCCAGACCCGGGGAGAGGCGCGCGGAGGCUGCGAAGGUUCCAGAAGGGCGGGGAGGGGGCGCCGCGCGCUGACCCUCCCUGGGCACCGCUGGGGACGAUGGCGCUGCUCGCCUUGCUGCUGGUCGUGGCCCUACCGCGGGUGUGGACAGACGCCAACCUGACUGCGAGACAACGAGAUCCAGAGGACUCCCAGCGAACGGACGAGGGUGACAAUAGAGUGUGGUGUCAUGUUUGUGAGAGAGAAAACACUUUCGAGUGCCAGAACCCAAGGAGGUGCAAAUGGACAGAGCCAUACUGCGUUAUAGCGGCCGUGAAAAUAUUUCCACGUUUUUUCAUGGUUGCGAAGCAGUGCUCCGCUGGUUGUGCAGCGAUGGAGAGACCCAAGCCAGAGGAGAAGCGGUUUCUCCUGGAAGAGCCCAUGCCCUUCUUUUACCUCAAGUGUUGUAAAAUUCGCUACUGCAAUUUAGAGGGGCCACCUAUCAACUCAUCAGUGUUCAAAGAAUAUGCUGGGAGCAUGGGUGAGAGCUGUGGUGGGCUGUGGCUGGCCAUCCUCCUGCUGCUGGCCUCCAUUGCAGCCGGCCUCAGCCUGUCUUGAGCCACGGGACUGCCACAGACUGAGCCUUCCGGAGCAUGGACUCGCUCCAGACCGUUGUCACCUGUUGCAUUAAACUUGUUUUCUGUUGAUUACCUCUUGGUUUGACUUCCCAGGGUCUUGGGAUGGGAGAGUGGGGAUCAGGUGCAGUUGGCUCUUAACCCUCAAGGGUUCUUUAACUCACAUUCAGAGGAAGUCCAGAUCUCCUGAGUAGUGAUUUUGGUGACAAGUUUUUCUCUUUGAAAUCAAACCUUGUAACUCAUUUAUUGCUGAUGGCCACUCUUUUCCUUGACUCCCCUCUGCCUCUGAGGGCUUCAGUAUUGAUGGGGAGGGAGGCCUAAGUACCACUCAUGGAGAGUAUGUGCUGAGAUGCUUCCGACCUUUCAGGUGACGCAGGAACACUGGGGGAGUCUGAAUGAUUGGGGUGAAGACAUCCCUGGAGUGAAGGACUCCUCAGCAUGGGGGGCAGUGGGGCACACGUUAGGGCUGCCCCCAUUCCAGUGGUGGAGGCGCUGUGGAUGGCUGCUUUUCCUCAACCUUUCCUACCAGAUUCCAGGAGGCAGAAGAUAACUAAUUGUGUUGAAGAAACUUAGACUUCACCCACCAGCUGGCACAGGUGCACAGAUUCAUAAAUUCCCACACGUGUGUGUUCAACAUCUGAAACUUAGGCCAAGUAGAGAGCAUCAGGGUAAAUGGCGUUCAUUUCUCUGUUAAGAUGCAGCCAUCCAUGGGGAGCUGAGAAAUCAGACUCAAAGUUCCACCAAAAACAAAUACAAGGGGACUUCAAAAGUUCACGAAAAAAUUGAAUUAAAAGAUAAAAAUUAAAAAAUGUUUUAUUUCUCAGCAUGAGCUCCAUCAAGGUCGAGACGCUUCUGCAAGUAAUGGUACCAGCCAUUCAGUUCAUCCCUAAAGAAUUGGGCACCCUGGGAAUUUAACCAUGCCACUUCAGUCUUUGUGACGUUAUUAACUGAAGAAAAGUGGGUGCCCUUUAAAGAUUUUUUAAAAUUAUAAAACAGAAGUAACCAAAUCAGGCCUGGAAGGUGUAUGCCUAGUGAUUUCCCAUUGAAACUCUCACAAAACUGGCCUUGUUUGAUGAGAGGAAUGAGCAGGAGCAUUGUCAUGGUGGAGAAGGGCUCUCUGGUGAAGCUUUCCGGGGUGACGAUUUCCUGGGUGUUUUCCUGCUAAAUCGUUGGCUGACUUUCUCUAUACACUCUCAUAAUAAGAUGUUACUGUUCUUUGGCCCUCCAGAAAGUCAAUAAGCAAGAUGCCUUGAGCAUUCACAAAACGGUUGCCACGACCUUUGCCCUUGACAUGUCUGCUUUUACUCUGAUGGGACCACGCCCACCUCUAGGUAGUCAUUGCUUUGCUUGUGCUUUGCCUUCAGGAGUGUACUGGUUAAGCCACAUUUCAUCUCCGGCUAUAAUUAUAUGAAGAAAUGCUUCAGGAUCUUGAUUCCACUUGUUUAAAAUGGCCAUAGAACGCUUUUCUCUUAUCUGCAGCUGAGCUGGGAGAAAGUUUUGGCACCCACCGAGUGGACAGUUUACUCAACUUUAAUUUCAGUCAGAAUUGUGUAAGCUGAACACCUUGGGAUACCUACAGCGUUGGCUAUUGUUUCUGCUGCUAUUAAUCAGUCCUCUUAAAUUAGGGCACAAACAAGAUGAAUUGUUUCCUCACAGACUGAUGUGGCUGGCCUGCUGCUGUGGACUUCCUCUCCAACAUCAUCUCUUCUCUUCUUCCAAUGAGUUAUCCACUUACUUAA
Molecule: messenger RNA, 2671 nt
Organism: Homo sapiens (human)
Lineage: Eukaryota; Metazoa; Chordata; Mammalia; Primates; Hominidae
Gene: LY6K
Product: lymphocyte antigen 6 family member K
Exons: 3
Coding region: 418-915 (165 amino acids)
Cellular component (GO): cytoplasm; extracellular region; membrane raft
Source: RefSeq, marked validated